UCAAAGCUGCGAGUUAAACAUGGUCGCUCAGGCACUCUUCGCUUUCAUCGUCGGGCUCCUCGGAGUCCGUUACUGCGCUGGUUCUGUCGAAGUUAUUCCACGACGGCCAUGCGGAAUGAACGAGGUUUCUUCUGAUUCAUGCAACAUCCCGGAAAAAUCCUGUGCGGACCAGAACUCGGUGCCCCCCAGACCCACUGGUUUAGUUCCUCCUUGCAUCUGCAGGCCGGGUUACGUGCGAAACUCCAUAGGAGAGUGUAUCUCGGCCUCAGACUGCAACAAGUGCAGGGCAUCCGAUGACUUCUCGGAAUACCAGGAGUGCGGCACCGCAUGCCCCUUGAUAUGCGGGAAGCCCGUGCAUGAAGCGUGCAUUCGGAUGUGUGUCUCUGGCUGCUUCUGCUCGCCGGGUUACAUAAGAACCAGCAAGGUCGGCCCCUGCGUUCCAAUUGACACCUGUCCCCCAGAAUGCGGGCCUUACGCUCAUUACACAACGUGCGCUUCCAACUGUCCAGCAGUCUGCGGCGAGGAGCCUGUGGUUUGCAGUCAAGACUGCUUACUGCAGCGAGGGGGCUGCGACUGCGACGAGGGCUACAUUCUCAGUCCGGACCGGUCUCGAUGCAUCUCUGACGAAGAAUGCAGAUGCUUGCGGCCUCGACACUGUGUGUUACAGCAACGGAAACAGAUGGCUGCAGAGAAACAACAAACGUUGAAACUGGGUGUUACAGCAAAGGGAAGCGGUUGGGUACAGAGAAACAAAGAGAAGUGUCGCUAUUGCCUCAGAGAAGACAUGCUAGUCCCGGCACUACUUCUUGCGGCGCCUGCUCUUGUAGGAAUCUUGGGUCUGGACGUCCAUGCGGCCCUUGGGCCAACACUCCUGUGCGGCGUGAACGAAGAACCCGGGAAUUCCUGUUUCUACCCCGAACAGUACUGCCAGAGAUCAGAAGAUAUGAUACCCACAUUGGAGACACGGACGUGCCGCCUCUGCGUCUGCAAGAACGGAUACUUGCGAAACAGCAUAGGCGAAUGCGUUUCUCAAGCUGACUGCAAUAGGUGCAGGUCACAGAGCAACAAAGAAUUCUUGUUAUGCGGCUCUGCGUGCCCGCUCGUUUGUGGACGACCUGUGCCCCAAAGUUGCACGGAACAAUGCGUGUCUGGCUGUUUCUGCAGACCUGGAUACAUCAGUGAUCUGAGGAGCGGCCUGUGCAAGCGCGUCCAGGACUGCCCACCACAGUGCGGUGACAAAGAGAGAUUCAGCAUGUGUCCUUCAAGCUGCCCCAAUUAUUGCAAUGCAACGGCUCCAGACGGCUGCGUCGACCGUUGCGACCGCCCUGGCUGCGUCUGCGACUACGGCUACUUAAGGAAUCGUGUCGAGAACCGAUGUGUUCCCAGAGACAGAUGCCCCCUCAACAACAAGCCCCCGCCAUGUUGUGGAAAGAACGAAGUAUAUCUGGCAGACGGAGGCACUGCGUGCCCUCCUGUGUGCGACGAGCCUUUUCCGAGAUACUGCACAGCGAUCGCUGUCAUAGGCUGCUUUUGCAGAAAUGGUUAUAUUCGGUAA
Molecule: messenger RNA, 1555 nt
Organism: Ornithodoros turicata
Lineage: Eukaryota; Metazoa; Arthropoda; Arachnida; Ixodida; Argasidae
Product: mucin-6-like
Exons: 6
Coding region: 20-1555 (511 amino acids)
Source: RefSeq, a predicted model, not a curated record